AUGGCCAGCAUCCUAUGGGUUGGAGAGGCUGAGGGUGGAAUCCAAAACUGGGAGGAGAAGGAGGAGAAAGAGGAAGAGAAAGAGGGGGCAGCAGUGGCUGUCCUGAUGGCUGAGGGGGCUCUGAAUCCCCCUGGGGAUCAGCUGUCCCAGAGGAGGAAGGAAGCCCAGGAUGGGGGCCCCCAGGGGAUCAAGUUGGAGUUACACCCGCUGCUGAACAGGUGGGCUCUAUGGUUCUUCAAGAAUGACCGCAGCCGAGCCUGGCAGGACAACCUGCAUCUGGUCACCAAGUUUGACACCGUGGAGGACUUUUGGGCGAUGUACAGUCACAUCCAGCUGGCCAGUAAGCUCUCUUCUGGCUGUGACUACGCCCUGUUCAAGGAUGGCAUUGAGCCCAUGUGGGAAGAUAGCAGGAAUAAGAGGGGUGGCCGCUGGCUGGUCAGUCUUGCCAAGCAGCAGCGUCACAGUGAGCUGGACCGCCUGUGGCUGGAGACCCUGCUGUGUCUGAUCGGGGAGAGCUUUGAGGAGCACAGCCGGGAGGUGUGUGGGGCUGUCAUCAACAUCCGAACCAAGGGAGAUAAGAUUGCUGUGUGGACCAGGGAGGCAGAGAACCAGGCGGGCGUGCUGCACAUUGGGCGUGUGUACAAAGAGCGCCUGGGCCUCUCCACGAAGAUCGUCAUUGGGUACCAGGCCCAUGCAGACACUGCCACCAAGAGCAACUCCCUAGCCAAGAAUAAGUUUGUGGUGUGAUUCAGCUGCUCCUGAGACUCUCACUCUGUGUGUGUGUGUGUUUGUGUGUGUGUGUGUGUGUCUGUCUGUCUGUCUGUCUGUAAGUAAGGGGAUGCUGGGCUACAGUGCUGAUGCUGGGUAGGACUAGGGGGUAGAGAACCGGGUUCUCACUUGUCCUGGAGUGAAUAUGAACAUUGCUUAACAUGAGUUGGGGCCUAGGCAUAGAUCUGUGGUCAGGGAGCCAUCCUGAGGAUGCAGAACAGGUGGAGGAAAGCCUUGAGUUUCCUUGUUUCACCUGGGGGUGGGCUGGGGGUGAGUCACUGGGGAAAGGAGAGCUCAGAGGAAGGUGGAAAGAUGGCAAGAGAACCCUACAAUCCAGCACUUACUCUCUCUGCACCCCUGAGAAAGAGGCUGGGUGACCUGAGGGCCAGACUCUUCUGAUUUGGGGGAGCAGGCCCAAGACCACUGACACUCUGAGAGCAGGAGCUCAAGGACAGGAGGGGGAUGGGCUUUCCUCUUUGUAAUCACUCUACUUUAAACUUUUAUGAAUUGCCUUUCAUCAGAUUUAUAGCCUUGGAGCCUCCCCAGUAUCCUGUACCUUCCCUCAAGCAGCCGUGGGUGGGGCCUCGGAAGUGGGGUUGUAGAUCAAAAGCGUUGGAGGCUUACAGGCAGAACCCCACUAUCUCACAGACAUGUGGUGAGCUAAGGACUGAGAGAGUCCUGUGUGUCUACUUGCCCUUUCCUCAGCUGUGGCCAGGGCUGUCUGGGCCUUGCCUGCCUCAGAGUCAGGCUGAAUGGAGGCGGGUAGAUAGAUGAGACAGGACAGUGGUGGUUAGGUUUGAGAUGGAUUAACUGGAAGGUGAUGAAGUUUAAGCCCCUUUCUGUUCCUGCUCCAA
Neofelis nebulosa (Clouded leopard) is the source of this 1622-nucleotide messenger RNA. RefSeq names its product eukaryotic translation initiation factor 4E family member 1B (gene EIF4E1B). Gene Ontology annotation, biological process: translational initiation. The coding region runs from base 1 to 747 and encodes 248 amino acids. Lineage: Eukaryota; Metazoa; Chordata; Mammalia; Carnivora; Felidae. The record is from RefSeq and is a predicted model, not a curated record. The transcript is spliced from 7 exons. Gene Ontology annotation, cellular component: eukaryotic translation initiation factor 4F complex; cytoplasm. Gene Ontology annotation, molecular function: translation initiation factor activity; RNA 7-methylguanosine cap binding.